ACCAGAAUCAUACCAGUACGAGUCAUUAAAAACAAAAGUGAAUUAGAAAAUAUUAUUGUAGUCUGAAGGAGAGAAAAAUAAAUUAAAGAAAAUCGCUUUGAAAGUUAAAAACAAAUAGAAAUGUCGCGUCAAACAUCUCGCCUGGACGCUAAAAAAGUGAAUUCGGAACUAUUGACGCUUACAUAUGGUGCUUUAGUUUCCCAAAUGCUAAAGGAAACGGAAAACCCAGAGGACGUAAACAAACAGUUGGAGCGAAUUGGUUACAAUAUGGGCGUGCGACUUAUCGAAGACUUUCUCGCUCGAACAACGUCGACUCGCUGCCUGGAAAUGAGGGAGACAGCUGAUAAAAUUCAACAGGCCUUUAGGUUAUACUUGAAUAUGCAGCCCACAGUUACCAGCUGGAGCAGUGCAGGUGAUGAAUUCUCCCUCGUUUGGGACCAGUGCUCGCUUAGUGAAUGGGUUGAAAUGCCAAAUAAUGGACUUAAAUAUUGUGCUCUGAUACCAGGAGCUAUAAGAGGUGCCUUGCAAAUGGUGCAGCUUGAUGUGCAGUGUUGGUUUGUUCAGGAUCAGUUGAAAGGUGAUGCAGUUACUGAGCUUAGAGUGAAAUAUAUAAAAAGGUUGGAAGAUGCCGUACCCGCUGGAGAGGAUUAAUGUGCUAUUGAAUUUGUAUGGCUGAUUUAUACCUGUCUCACUCUAUGUAAACAACUAGUGGUUAUUUAUGUGAACAUGAAAAAGACAGCAAUGUAUUGAAUGCUACUCUUUAUAAACUGUCUACUCGAAAAAGAACACCUGUUCAUUCUUUUUUUAAAUUUUGAAAAUAGAAAUGCAGUCUGGCAAUUAGGCCACCUGAUGAUAAAUGAUCAUCACGUCCCAUUUAUAUUGGUUCUGAUAGAAAUAUUAACAGAGCCCUUAUAUUAUCAAUGAAUAAUCUUGGGAACUAAGAUGUUAUGUCUGUCGUGCCUGUAAUUACACUGGCUCACUCACUAACCGGAACAACUAUUGUAAACAUUGGUUUGUUUGCAAUAGAAUAUAAUAGUGGAUUGUAACUAUUACCUACCGAUGUGGGCUUUGACAAAGCCUUAUCUAUUAUUAUUAAUAUUAAGUAGUCAUAGUGAGUAAUAUCGCUUUUUGACAGCUCAUAUAAAUUAAUUAUGUCAAAUAUUUGUCUUACGUCUCGUUGCUAACUAAUUUUAGAAAAUCCUGAGAGUAACUUGUGGUUGGUUGAGAAGUCUUAGAUCUUAGCUAUGAUGUGUUAUUAUUUAAUUGUUUUUGUUAUUCUAAGCAAUCAACAGAGCUACAAUUCGAAAUAACUAUACAAAUGUAUGUCACCACAAAAUGUAAAAUUUUCAUUUCAAUUAUGUUAAGCUUUCAUAAAAUGUUAUGCAUUAAAA
Messenger RNA from Vanessa atalanta (red admiral), 1391 nucleotides. RefSeq names its product trafficking protein particle complex subunit 3 (gene Bet3). The transcript is spliced from 4 exons. Gene Ontology annotation, biological process: intra-Golgi vesicle-mediated transport; endoplasmic reticulum to Golgi vesicle-mediated transport. Gene Ontology annotation, cellular component: cis-Golgi network membrane; cytosol; TRAPP complex. Lineage: Eukaryota; Metazoa; Arthropoda; Insecta; Lepidoptera; Nymphalidae. Bases 121 to 651 code for a protein of 176 amino acids. The record is from RefSeq and is a predicted model, not a curated record.